Messenger RNA from Caenorhabditis briggsae, 900 nucleotides. The coding region runs from base 1 to 900 and encodes 299 amino acids. NCBI's taxonomy places the organism in Eukaryota, Metazoa, Nematoda, Chromadorea, Rhabditida, Rhabditidae. Gene Ontology annotation, biological process: protein dephosphorylation. The transcript is spliced from 7 exons. Gene Ontology annotation, molecular function: protein tyrosine phosphatase activity. The record is from RefSeq and is a predicted model, not a curated record.
AUGGGAAUGGAAGCGGCUCUGAACUUUUUCAACACUCAUAACGACAUCCUCAAAAUCCGAGAGGAGUACACCUUUCUCGACUCUCUGACUUCCAACAAAUCAACUGAAGCAUUUGAUGCUAACAAACAGAGAAAUCGUGAUGGGUCCCCAAAAAUCUACGACGACAAUCGUGUGAAGCUGAACCGCCCAGGACAUGACGAUGUCAAUUACAUUAAUGCCAGCCAUAUCCAUAUGAAAUCGUUCAAACACAAAUUGAUUGUCGCUCAACUACCGCAAUUUGAGAAUGAGAGUUUUGUGGAAGAUUUCUGGCAUAUGAUCUACCAAGAACAGAUCACUCUUGUUUAUUUAAUGGUUCCUGAGAAGGCGUUGAAAAAUACUCCGACCUCGUUAUUUAAAGAAGACUACGGUACAUAUGAAUACGUUGGAAAAAUGUUCAUCAACAAUCGGAGAGCCGACGUGGCAGGAGAUCCAAAAGAGUACACAAUCGAGGUUCUUCUUGAAGGAAAUUCAGAUUCUGUUAUGUGUCAAGUACACCAUCUCUCUGGCAACACUCUCAACAACCGUCCAAAACUCAUCCAAAACGCAAACGUCUGUGUGGUUAGUGUUUUUGGUUGUGGCCGUGCGUGUACUUUUAUCGGAGCUCUCUACGCCAUCAGUCAGCUUAACAGCGGAAUGGAACCAAAUAUUUGCGAAAUAAUGGCAGACAUCAAGCAGCAACGUCCAAGUGCCAUUGAAUCCUUCACCCAAUAUGCUGGAAUCUAUGCAAUUGUUCUCGAUUACAUUUCUCGCAAAAGAGGAAGUAAGAGAGAUCCAAUUAACAAGGACAUCAAUCGUUUCAUCGAUGAGCUCACUGAACUUUCGCCGGCUGUUUCUCCGACAAAAGAGAAACCAUUGCAUUGA